ACGUACGCCUCCCAUCUUUCAUCACUACUCCACACAACACAGCAUCAGUAGCAUCAGGUCUGAGUAUCCACAAACGACCCUCAAUACGUCUCCAUUAUAAGCGUGGAAAUAUGUAACAAUAGGGAUAUUAUAUUUGAUCGAAGGUCGGACAGCACAAAGCUGCUGUAUAGUACCAUGGGUGGCCAUGAUGAUGAUGAUGAGAUGGCUUAUCAUGUAAUCAACAACCAACAUCAGGAUGAAGUACUGAAGAACAAAUUGAAUGACAGUGGCCUUUGGAGUGACCAAGAAUCCACUGGCAGUAACAAUGCCAAGUGGGUCAAGGAGGGCCAGAACAAGCUGCGCAAAGUUGCUGAGAAACAUUUGGACCAGGACCAGAAUGGGAACCAGGAGGACUUCUCCCCACAGAACACCACAGAGAAGGAGCAAGAAGGGAAUGUCGAACAGACUAAAUCUCCCACGACAGCCAAGACCCUACAGCUGAGGGAAGAGGGGUCCAACACCAUCCUCAAGGAGCCGCUGCUCAUUGAAACUCUGGAGUCUGCAAAGGUUAAAGACGGUGAAGAAGACGACGAUAGAGAGAAGGAAGAUACAUCUGAGGCAGAUGAAGAGGCUUCCAGUCUUACAGAGGAAGAGAAAGAUUUGGACCAGAGUAUCUUAGAGGCUCAGAAAGAGGGAGGGGGUGUGGCUAGAAAUCCCUGUAUGCUGUUCUCUAACGUGAAUGGAACACCAAGUGAUGAAGAAGCCAGCUGGCCAGCUCUGUCUCAGGAUAGCACUGUUGAAAGUCCCCCAAAUGGGAACAAAGAGUCGUUCUGGGACUCGGAUGCCUUUGAGGCGGACACAGACCUGCCCUCUGGAUGGAUGCGGGUUCGAGACACUUCAGGCACCUACUACUGGCACAUCCCCACAGGCACUACUCAGUGGGAGCCCCCCUCCCCUCUGGACAAGGUGGGAGACUCCAUGAUGUCCUCUAGUAUGUCCCUGGAGACAACUCCCUGUGAAGAGGAGCCAGAGGAAACAUGGGGAGAUCUCUCUAAUACAGAUGAAGGGACUAUUGAUGGAGAUCUGUGGAAGGAGGGAGAAGUGGCCUCCGACCAGAGCCUGAAGGAGUUUGAAGGAGCAACCCUACGCUAUGCGUCCAUCAACCUCAACUGUUCCCACUCCGAGGAAGAGGAGAAACGUCCCCAUGGCACUGACCUGGAGGCCAAGUAUUUUGCGGUGCGCUCUCUGGGCUGGGUGGAGAUGUGCGAGGAGGACAUGGCACCAGGGAGAAGCAGCGUGGCCGUCAACAACUGCAUUAGACAGCUGUCCUACCACAAACACAACCUCCACGACACCGCCGGCAUCUGGGGAGAGGGUAAAGACAUGCUCAUGGUCCUGGAGAAUGACACCAUGAACCUGAUCGACCCGCUGGGUCAGACUCUGCUACACUCCCAGCCCAUCGCCAGCAUCCGUGUUUGGGGUGUUGGCCGGGACAACGGCAGGGAAAGAGACUUUGCUUACGUGGCACGAGACAACCUGACCCAGGUCUUGAAGUGUCACGUGUUCCGCUGCGACUCGCCGGCCAAGAACAUCGCCACCAGUCUGCAUGAGAUGUGCUCUAGGAUAAUGACCGAGAGGAAGCUAUCCAAGCCAUUUCUGAGCCGAUACAAUUAUGACCAGUGCAAACCCAUGGAGAUUCCUGCUCAAGAGUUCCCUGUUCCAAAAAACGAGAACUUCCAACGUUUCCUCGUGUAUUACCUUGGUAACGUGCCAGUUGCCAAGCCAGUAGGUAAGGGAGCCAUGGGUGUGGAUACAAUAAACAACGCUUUGGAAGCUGCGAUGAACCGCAAAAGAAAGCAAGACUGGAUCCCUGUCUCUGUCAACGUGGCCCCGGCCACCCUCACCAUACUCACCAGAGAGACAGAGGAGGUGUUGUCAGAGUGCCGGGUGCGCUUCCUGUCCUUCAUGGGCGUGGGGAAGGACGUACACACCUUCGCCUUCAUAAUGGCCGAAGGGCCCGGGGACUUCAUCUGCCACAUGUUCUGGUGUGAGCCCAACGCCGCCAGCCUCAGCGAGGUGGUGCAGGCCGCCUGCAUGCUUCGCUACCAGAAGUGUCUGGACGCGAGGCCUCCCAGCCUGGCCUCCUGCCUGCCCACUCCCCCUGCUGACUCCGUGGCCCGCCGAGUCCGAAUGGGGGUCCAGAGCCUCCUGGGCAGCUUCAAGCAGUACAGGUCAGGCUCCCAGUCCCCUUGAGCAGGGGAGAGGUGAAGACCUACACCCUGCCAACGCUAACCCAUCAUAGCAGCGCCAGUUUUCUCUCCCUCUCCCCCUCUCCUCCCCCCACACUCCGACCAGCUCUUCUUCUGGCCUUCUUUAGUACACUUGUCCUGUCAUUAGUGCAUGGAGUUAUACUUAACUGAGACAAGGCUUACUCACCAGUGAUUGCAAAGUAAUUUAUUUUCCUGAAACAUCUAGUGUCUUUACUUUGCUUCAAACUCGAACCGAAUGAGCCCUGACAACGGCCCCUCGUUUGAUCCAGUGCUGGGAUUUAAUCCGUGUGUUAUUUAUUUUUUGUGUUUUAGCAGAAACCAUGUCUGGCGGGGAGGGUAUGAUGGGACAUAAACUACAUGUUUCGUCACAGUAGAAUGUUAUUUAGGACUGCUCAGAAAUACAUCUCAUCUCCUCCCCAGUGCAAUUAUGGUCUGGACCACAGUCCUCCCCGUAUAGAAACACCACCUCUUUUUGUCUCUGAAGAAGGUAAUGAAAUCACUGUCUAGCCUGGUAUUCAUCAUACUAGGCAUCUAAAAGUCCUGUGUCACGUAGGUAGUCGUGUGUUUCCCACCGCGAGACAAUGUAUUUUAGUCUUCCAAAGAGGUGUAUAAUCCCGUGUCCACGUCAUAUUAAGUAGCGCCCCAUCUGAGGUGUUCCCCCAUACAUCUGCAUGAACAUUUGCAAGUUCAGUGCUUGUGUGCAAUAAUCUGACUUUCCUGUGCGCGGUGGCGGUCGAAAAAGCCCGCUAGGCUUCCACAAGUUUUAUUUAGCCGCGGUUUCACCGAUGUGGGAGCCUGGCUACAUCUGGCUUUCUUAAGUAACGGAGCCAGUGGGGAAAAUAGACUUCUGUUCAUGGAAAAGUAGGAUGGAAAUGACGGCCUAGGCCUGAGUCAGUCAACCACAGCUUUAACAACAACCCCCUUUCCCCCACCAAAUAGUACUGUAGUAGCACACACUGCAUGUUUUAAUAGCUUUCAGGAAUAACAAGGAAAAUUGCAGCUGUUAAGCACUAAACUCUUUGUUAAUUUAUCACACUAGAUAUGAGCUACUGUAUGGGAUGGGGGGGGCUGAAAUGUGUACCUGUCGUUUAGUGUUUGUAAGGCAUGUUCCUCGAGUCUAACGGUGUCAGUGUAGAAGCUAGCUAGCGGUAGAUUAGUAGUCACUAUCAGGUCUUAUCCACGGAGUAGCUGAGAGCAGGUCACUAUCAUUCUCCCUUGUUCACCUCCCUGGGAUAGGACUAACAUCGAGAGGAUGACUUUGCAUUUCUGUUUGUCUUCUCGUUUUUUCUGGGUUUUCUUUUUUUUUUUUACUGCCUUUUGGCGUGUUUGUGCCCUGGGCCCAGCAAGUAAUGUAUUUUGUAUUCUUUGCAUCCGCUAUAAUGUAGACUAUUGAGGAGCAGUUGCACAUAUGCUCAUUAUUGAUUGAUUGUCCUAGAGAACACCAGUCAAAGACUAGUUGUGGUUUUAAUGUUUCUAAACUGAAAUAUGUGUUUGUCAGAAAGUAUUUAGUGCAAUAGUUAUUUGACCUAAUAACAAUUAAACAUGUAAAGUAUAGGAAGAAAUUAGACUGGAUUGAACUGUAUAAUAUUAUAACGCUUCUCACUGUUUACUUAACAUUGUGCUCUUUUUUUCUAAUUAUGUUAGUACUUCCAAGGUCGACAUUAAAAGCAAAAUAUAAAUUAGAACAGUAGCUGAUUAAUUUAUUUCACAAUUUGUGUAUAUCAGGUGUAUAAAAUGUAUCUGUAUAUAAAAGCCACUGCACAAGAAAUAAAUGUGAACAUAUCUUC
Molecule: messenger RNA, 4036 nt
Organism: Esox lucius (northern pike)
Lineage: Eukaryota; Metazoa; Chordata; Actinopteri; Esociformes; Esocidae
Product: amyloid-beta A4 precursor protein-binding family B member 1
Exons: 15
Coding region: 175-2232 (685 amino acids)
Biological process (GO): regulation of DNA-templated transcription
Cellular component (GO): cytoplasm; nucleus
Molecular function (GO): amyloid-beta binding; transcription factor binding
Source: RefSeq, a predicted model, not a curated record